GGUUGUAGGUAUUAUACAACCGCUCAGCAUGGUAUGUAUUAGCACAUUAGACUCGGCUUUGUCUCAGGAAGCGCAUAGGUCAUUCUUACGCUAUGUACACAUAUAUGUAUAUGUAUCCAAAUUUAUUUAUAUCGAUACUGUAAUAUUAGAAUAAUACUUGACAUAAUGCUGGAUAUUCAUGUUUUAUCAUAUUGAUUUUUAACGAACAAUGUAAAUGUUAGAAAAAAAAUCUGUUUCAUAUGUUUAAAGAUCUCAGAAAUUUAAAGAUAAAUAUAAAUAAAUAUAUAUUAGAAACAAUAUGAGAUACUUUUAUGUAUUAUAUAUCAUGAAUAUAUUUAUGUUAAUAUUUAUUUUAAAAAACAAAACGCGACAACGGAGAUAAAAAUUGCGCAAGGUGUCCUCUACAACUCUGUUUUAUUUCAGAGAAAUUACUUUGGUGGGGUUUACUUCUUGAUUUAAAUUUGCAGAUGCCGUGGCCAACUGUGUACAUCAAUCUAAAACAAUAUCAUCUUCCUUCUCUAAUGAUUGUAUUGUAUGUGUAUAGAUACGAUGGACGAGGGGCACUGGCUGACUUAUGGAUUCACGAACCACCGCCAGGUGGUUUUGAUCAGCGGACGAUACUUACCGAGGAAGAAUUGAAAGUAGAGCAACUCUGUGACGAGGAGCGCUAUCGAUCCCUCUACAACAAUGACGUGGAAGAAUCCAUGUAUCAUGAAGAGGAAAUAAAAAGAUUACAUCAAGCAUUGGAUUCUGAAUCUUCAUACAAUCAAGUAGGAUAUAAUUAUAAUGAAGAUGAAAACAAUGAAAAGGCUUCCGGCGAGGACUCUCAGAGUCCAAAACAAUCAGAGGGCUCGCAAGAGGAAGAUCAGGCGUUUGUGCCUCCUCCCGAGCUGGAAAUUCCUGAAGGAAUGAUUCUGCCGGAAACACAGAAAUUGAGUGCCAUUAUAACGAAAACGGCGCUGUUUAUAAGUCAACACGGAAGCCAAUUGGAAAUCUUGAUAAAAACGAAACAGGCAAAUAAUCCGCAGUUUGCGUUCCUAUCGAUAGACGAGCCGCUUCAUCAAUAUUACAAGUUUCUUCUCGAUGCAAUCAAGAAUGGAAAAUAUAAUCCCGAAAAGCAACCUGAGAAAGAAGAAACCGAAUCUGAGGAAGAGUCAGACCAAGAUGACGAAUCAUACCUGCAUCCAAGUCUUGCGCCAUCAUUUACCAAGAUUGAAGCGGCGCCUAGCAUACCGAGCAUACAAUAUAAACCAUCAGCGGAUUGCGCGUACUCCAUGCUCGUGAAUAAGAUUACGGGAAAACCACCGCCGUCCAAGGUACCGCAGGUAUUAGACCCGACAAUGCAGCCGAUGCCGUCCACUGGAUACUAUCAUCCAAUGCCACUACAGAGUUAUCCUCCUUAUCCUACGCCCAUGCAAUACUCGCACGGUCCAGUUAUAUAUGGGCCAAACGGACAGAUGCAAUCGCCUUCGCAACUCGUCAGCAUGCCAACCAUGUCAAACGACACGACUAUGACGCAAACCAUAUCGCCUAAGGAAACACCAUCGCCCUUGGUACCUUACGGGAUACCUACGCAAAAGCCACUUAGCAGACCUUCCUUUAUUGUACCACCGGCGGACGUCCAAAUCAUCAUUGAUAAGAUGGCAAGUUAUGUCGCGAAAAACGGUCGUGAUUUUGAGACGAUCGUUAAGAACAAGGGAGAUCCAAGAUUUAACUUCUUGGAAUUGUCGCAUCAGUAUCAUGGUUACUAUGCGCACAAGCUGACAAUAUAUGAGGGUGCGAUAAAUCCGAAGGUGUUGACAGAGGAGAAGCUGCUGCAGAAGCAAGAACCGCAGGAGGAAAAACAAAAAAAGCUAGAAGAACUGCAGAAGAAGCAGCAGCGAAUGGAGGAAGUGCAGAAAAGGGUGAAAAUGAUACAGGCGAAGAAGAAGAAUGGUAAUGACACAAAGACGAAGCAGAGUACGGGAUCCGCAAAACAGAUCACUACCGUAUCGUUCUCCAUCAAAAAGCCGAAAGACGGGGAGAGCACGGUGAUCGAGAAGAGAAACGCGUUACCGUUGGAGGAGAGCGACGAAGAGAUGGACGAUGACAAAAAGGACGCGAAUUCUAAACCCGGUUCACCUCAGAAUAGCAUUUCCGACGCGAAUUCUUCGAUUCCCGUGAUCGAAGACAAGGAUCCGCCGAAAUCGGACAAGAAACCGAAGAGCGACGACAAAGAAUUGGUUGAUCUGACCGAUGAUAUCCUUGAGGAUUGUCAGAAGGAGAUCAGGCACAAACAGGCGCAAGAAGACAGACUCAAGGACAAGUUGAUGGCGGUCGCACGAGAUAAGAUACUGUCUAAGGAACGGCAAUUGCAACUUGAGAGAAAAAAGAAAGCCGCUAUCUUUCUCAGUCAUAUCCAGGCACCGAUAUCCAAGACCGGUUCUACCACUAUCACGGUGAAUCAAAACUCCCGAAAAGAUGACUCAGAUGAGGUGCACUCUGUGCCAUCGCCGCUUCUUGCUGAAGAAAAUAAAGAUAGAUCCUCGCAAGAUACAAAAACAUGCGGAAAUUCCUUGAUGGAUCGAUUGAAGAGCGCAGACUUGAGCGGCAAGAGGUCGCGACAACGUUCCAGAAGUCGAAGCGGAAGUCGCACAGACAGGCACAAGUUGCAUAAAAAACACAAGAAAAAGAAAAGUUCUCAUCGAAGCAGUUACGAUAGCUCCAGUUCCUCACGCUCACAUCGAUCUAAGAAAAACAAGAAAUCAUCCUUGCAUAGAUCGCGCUCGCGUAGUCCCUCGCAUAGACACCGACACAAUCCACGACGGAGAGGGAGUAAUACGAGCUACUCGGACUCGAGCUCGCCUUGAUGACAUUUUUCUUCGUUUGAUUCAAAUAAAUUUGUAUCAAGCAAUGUUGUAUAUACGUACACAAAAUGAAUAUACAUAAUAUAUAUUAUAAUUGCGUGUAUAUUGUGUGACGACAAAUUUGAUACAGUUUUUGUCACAAAGUAACACAAGAAAAUUUACUUGCUCCUUGAUUGCCAUUCAUCGUGUUUGUUACAGAUUACAUCUCUUACGCCAUUUAUACAUAUGUACAUCUUUCCAUCGGUUAUAUCUUUUGUGGUGUACCCUUCCAAUGAUAAUAUCAUUUUUCGAUAUUAUACGAACGAUUUUAAGAGUUAAUGCAUUUAUCUUAAAUCAACUUUUUAUCUAUUUUCCAUCUCCAAAUUUCUCCAAAUUUUUUAUUUGCUUAAUAUGUACAGAGGUUGUUUAUUUUAUUUAUUUUCCAAAAUCAAUGAUUUUAACAUUUAACGCUUUGCAUGAUUGAUAUCAUGAGUAAACUAAUCUAUUAGAAUAAGAAGAGAGAUUGUGAUAAAAAGAUAUAAUAAAAUAAAAAUUAUGUAUAUUCAAAA
This is a messenger RNA of Formica exsecta, 3394 nucleotides long. It is a transcript of the gene su(w[a]), whose product is annotated as splicing factor, suppressor of white-apricot homolog. The record is from RefSeq and is a predicted model, not a curated record. The coding region runs from base 468 to 2849 and encodes 793 amino acids. Gene Ontology annotation, molecular function: RNA binding. Lineage: Eukaryota; Metazoa; Arthropoda; Insecta; Hymenoptera; Formicidae. Gene Ontology annotation, biological process: mRNA 5'-splice site recognition; RNA processing. The transcript has 7 exons.